UCCUAGGUUGUCCUUAAUUCCUCUCAUCAACAUAUAAACUUUAUAUGGUUUUUAUAUGUUAGACUCAAACGAGGAAAAAAGUGAGAGAACAUUUACAAGAAAAGAAGAACAUGGAUAGACUAAAUUUUGUUCUUCUUUUGCUAUUUUCUUGCUUGGUAAAGGUACAUGGAGAGGAUCCAUACUUAUUUUUUGAUUGGAAUGUCACUUAUGGAACUAUUUCUCCCCUUGGCGUGCCUCAACAAGUCAUUUUAAUCAACGGUCAAUUCCCCGGACCUAAAAUUAAUUGCACAUCCAAUAAUAACAUAGUUGUCAAUGUGUUCAACCAAUUGGACGAGCCAUUCCUUCUUACAUGGAACGGAAUCCAACAGAGGAAAAACUCGUGGCAAGAAGGUACCUUAGGCACAAAUUGUCCAAUCCUUCCUGGAAAAAAUUUCACAUACCAUUUCCAGGUCAAGGACCAAAUUGGAAGCUAUUACUAUUAUCCCACCACCGCGUUACAUCGUGCGACUGGUGGCUAUGGUCCUAUAAGUAUCCAUAGUCGCUUGUUAAUUCCCGUCCCAUUUGAUUCCCCUGAGGAAGAAUUCUCUGUUUUUGUUAGUGAUUGGUACACUAAAAGUCAUAAAACAUUGAGAAGUAUUUUAGAUGAAGGACGUUCGAUAGGAAGGCCAGAAGGAAUUAUUAUUAAUGGUAAAAAUGGGAAAGGAGAUGGAAAGGACGAGCCUAUGUUUUCUAUGGUCUUUGGAAAGACAUAUAGGUACAGGUUUUGCAAUGUUGGGAUGAAGGAUUCUAUUAAUGUAAGAUUCCAAGGCCAUACAAUGAAAUUGGUAGAAAUGGAAGGAUCUCAUACAGUUCAAAACAUGUAUGAAUCAUUGGAUAUUCACUUGGGACAAUGUUUAUCCGUUUUGGUGACCGCUGAUCAAGAACCCAAGGACUAUUUUCUCGUGGCUUCUUCGCGCUUUACGAAGGAACCCCAUAUCGCCACUGCCACCAUCCGUUAUACCAAUGGUAAAGAUCCUGCUUCACCUGAAUUGCCAAAGGCCCCAGAAGGAUGGGAAUGGUCUCUAAACCAAUUCCGCUCAUUCCGUUGGAAUUUGACAGCAAGUGCAGCUAGGCCUAAUCCACAAGGAAGUUACCACUAUGGCCAAAUCAACAUCACGCGUACGAUCAGGUUGGUGAGCACGGCCGGGGAUGUCGAUGGAAAACGUCGAUACGCCAUCAACGGCGUCUCACAUGUGGAUCCUAUAACUCCAAUUAAGUUGGCUGAGCUCUAUGGUGUUGCAGACAAAGUGUUCAAGUAUGACUUGAUUAAGGAUGAGUAUAUAGCUCCAAGUGGUAAUGAAAAGAUCACUCUCGCACCUAAUGUGGUUAAUGCUACAUACCGCAAUUUUGUGGAAAUCAUACUUGAGAACCAUGAGAAGAGUGUUCAAUCUUGGCACUUGGCUGGUUACAACUUCUUUGCUGUUGCGAUUGAAGCAGGGAGAUGGAAACCAGAGAGGAGGCAAAACUACAACUUACUUGAUGCAGUGAGCAGGAACACAAUCCAAGUCUACCCAAACUCUUGGGCUGCAAUUAUGACAACUCUUGACAAUGCUGGGCUUUGGAACCUAAGGUCCAAUUCAUUAGAGAGGCAAUAUUUGGGCCACCAACUCUACUUUAGUGUUCUUUCCCCAUCUUGCUCUUUGAAAGAUGAGUAUAACAUGCCAGACAAUGAUAUCUUGUGUGGCAUUAUCAAGGAUUUGCCUCUUCCAAAACCUUACUCUAUAUAAAAACACACUUUUUGUAUUCUCUUAAAGUAUCAUUUUUUGUGCUCCUAGUUACUAGGAUUUUUAAUUGUACAUCAUCUUCCAAGAAAAUUAUAAUUGAGAAUGGCGCAUUUUCACUUUGUAAUUUCUCU
Nicotiana tabacum (common tobacco) is the source of this 1894-nucleotide messenger RNA. RefSeq names its product L-ascorbate oxidase homolog. Lineage: Eukaryota; Viridiplantae; Streptophyta; Magnoliopsida; Solanales; Solanaceae. The record is from RefSeq and is a predicted model, not a curated record. Gene Ontology annotation, molecular function: oxidoreductase activity; copper ion binding.